Messenger RNA from Cebus imitator (Panamanian white-faced capuchin), 2511 nucleotides. RefSeq names its product FAD dependent oxidoreductase domain containing 2 (gene FOXRED2). Bases 458 to 2506 code for a protein of 682 amino acids. Lineage: Eukaryota; Metazoa; Chordata; Mammalia; Primates; Cebidae. Gene Ontology annotation, molecular function: flavin adenine dinucleotide binding; monooxygenase activity. The record is from RefSeq and is a predicted model, not a curated record. The transcript has 7 exons.
CCAGUGGAUCCUGGCCGGGGGCGGGGCGCACACAAGCCGCACCCCCUUCAGGCUCUAGCCCGAGCGCUGGGGCGUGACCAAGUCGAACUGCACCUCUGGAAGGUCCAACCUGGGGGGGGGGCCCAAGAGGGUAUUGGGCACCCUCAAAUUGGGAGAAAAUUGGGGAGCACCCUUUCCUUCCCCAGGGUGGAGGUUACCACGUUCAUAUGCGGGGAGCUGGCACCCCUGGGGAAGGAGACCCUGAAGGAGAUGAGAUGGAGGGGUUCAUGAUUCCGGGGAGCCCCAGGUCCCAGCUUGAAACGGUGGAGUCGGGCAAAUGAGCUCUGAGGAAGGCGGCUUCUGGGCCUGACCCUGCCCUAGACUGCGGUGAGAGCUCCCGCCGGCCCCCGCCUCUUUCCUGGCCUCGUGUUUCCCUGCCUUCCCGAAGCAAGGCCUAACCCCUCUGGUCUGCCGCAGGAUGGGCCUCUCUGCCCUGGCCCCACUGUGGAGCUCCCCGGGGCUGCUCCUGGUCAUCGCCCUGCACCCGGCGCUGUCAGUGCCCACGCACCGGGACUACUGCGUCCUGGGCGCUGGGCCCGCGGGCCUGCAGAUGGCCUACUUCUUGCAGCGCGCCGGACGCGACUACGCAGUGUUCGAGCGCACCCAGAGACCCGGCAGCUUCUUCACGCGCUACCCGCGGCACCGCAAGCUCAUCAGCAUCAACAAGCGGUACACGGGCAACGCCAACUCCGAGUUCAACCUGCGCCACGACUGGAACUCUCUGCUCAGCCACGACCCCCGGUUGCUCUUCAGACACUACUCGCGUGCCUACUUCCCUGACGCCCACGACAUGGUGCGCUACUUGGGCGACUUCACGGACACGCUGGGGCUCCGUGUCCUGUACAACACCACCAUCACCCACGUCACUCUGGACAAGGACCAACGGGCCUGGAAUGGCCACUACUUCAUCCUGACCGACCAGAAAGGCCAGGUGCACCAGUGCAGCGUCCUCCUUGUAGCCACUGGUUUAUCAGUCCCCAACCAGGUCGACUUCCCUGGCUCUGAAUACGUGGAGGGCUAUGAGUCUGUGUCUGUGGACCCUGAGGACUUCGUAGGCCAGAAUGUGCUGAUCCUGGGCCGUGGGAACUCGGCCUUUGAGACAGCAGACAACAUCUUGGGUGUCACAAACUUUAUCCACAUGCUGAGCCGCUCCCGGGUCCGGCUGUCCUGGGCUACCCACUAUGUUGGAGACCUCAGAGCCAUCAACAAUGGCCUGCUGGAUACCUACCAGCUGAAGUCCCUGGACGGCCUGCUCGAGUCUGACCUGACGGAUCUGGCCAUCCUGAAGGACAGCAAAGGCAAGUUCCAUGUCACCCUGAAAUUCUUCCUGGAAGAAGCCGGCACCAACCAGAGUACCGACUCCAUCACCCUCCCCCAGGACGACAACGACAACUUUGCCAUGCGCGUGCCCUAUGAUCGGGUCAUCCGCUGCCUGGGCUGGAACUUUGACUUCUCCAUUUUCAAUAAGUCCCUCAGACUUAACUCGGGAAAUGCAUUUGGCAAGAAGUACCCACUGAUCCGAGCUAGCUACGAAUCCAAAGGAAGCCGGGGUCUGUUUGUCCUGGGUACCGCCAGCCAUUCGGUAGACUACCGGAAAUCUGCUGGGGGCUUCAUCCACGGAUUCCGAUACACAGCACGUGCUGUUCACCGGCUCCUGGAGCACCGCCAUCACGGCAUCGCCUGGCCGGCCACCGAGCUCCCCAUCACACAGCUGACCAGCUCCAUCGUGCGGCGUGUGAAUGAGGCUUCUGGGCUCUACCAGAUGUUCGGUGUGCUGGCCGAUGUCAUCCUGUUGAAGGAGAAUGCCACCGCCUUUGAGUACCUGGAGGAGUUCCCCCUACAGAUGGUGGCCCAGCUGGAGAUGCUCACGGGGAGGAAGGCACAGCACGGGCUCUUCGUCAUCAUCAUGGAAUAUGGCAGAAAUUUCUCUGGCCCCGACAAGGACGUCUUUUUUGAUAACCGGUCUGUGGGGCAAACGGAAGAUGCCUGGCAGUCCAACUUCCUCCAUCCCGUCAUCUACUACUACAGACACCUCCCCACUGGUGAGCGCGUCUCCGCCCUCCCCCGACCUGCUGGCUGCUCAGACCUCUCCGUCCGCAGGGUUGUCACCCACUCUGAAACCUUUACACACACGCUCACCUGCCAGGGGGGACGCCCUCCCCACACCACCCAGCCUGGCUCAUUCUCCUCACUUUGCUUUUGUGUAGAGUCCUGCUUCCUGUUUGCCCUCACGCGCCAGAAGCUGCCACCCUUUUGCCAGCAGGGGUACCUGAGGAUGCAGGGACUCGUGAGUACUGAAAGCCUUCGGCAGCACAGAGUGGAGAGCUGGCUCCCACGGAACCAUGCCGCCACGGACAGCCGCCUGGAGGACAGCAGCCAGCAGCCUGGCGACCACGAGCCACUUGAUGCUCCCAUGGCUCCAGGGCCUCUGGCCCAGUCCCUUGAUAGCAACAAAGAGGAGCUCUGACUGUC